This is a messenger RNA of Vicia villosa (hairy vetch), 2676 nucleotides long. RefSeq lists its product as uncharacterized. The record is from RefSeq and is a predicted model, not a curated record. The coding region runs from base 1 to 2676 and encodes 891 amino acids. The transcript has 6 exons. NCBI's taxonomy places the organism in Eukaryota, Viridiplantae, Streptophyta, Magnoliopsida, Fabales, Fabaceae.
AUGGAAACAGAUGUUGUUAAAAACACUGCUCCUCAAACAUCCAUUGCAAGAAAGAGGAGAAAGCUUAUUCUUAAAGCAAAGAGGGAUUAUCGAAACCGUGUCAGAUCAAGCAACCUCACUUCCCAUUUAAAUCAUAAUUUUACAUCUUCUGUAACAUAUGAAACCACUAUUGAAACGGCUAUGGCUAGAAAGAGAAGGAAAAUAAUCUUGGAUAACAGAAAAAGAUUGAGAAAUUUGUUCAAUACUGAAGUUAGUAGGGUUCAAAAUACGAACAACAUUGUUAGUCAAAGUCAGAACAUGGAUCAAGCAUCUACUUCAAAUUAUAAUAUGUCAAGUCAGUCCAUGGAUCAUCCAUCUACCUCAAAUCAUAAUGUGUCUGUUGAAUCUCAUUAUGAAGACAAUGAUGACUCCAACUCUGACAAUAAUUUAAAUUCUUCUAAUAGUUCCAGCUCUGACGAAGAUUCAGACCCGGCACAAUUACAGGAGGCCCAUCUUCAAGAAUAUUACGAUAUUGGCGACCAAAGUUAUGAAUGCGCACACUGCCAAGCAUGUAUGUGGUACCAAGAAAAAGUGAAUAGACACAAAAUUACAGCAACUCCUCGCUUUUAUCGUUAUUGCCGUGGAGGAAAAAUUGUUCUUCCGUUCCUUGAGCAACCUCCACAGGUGUUGCAAGAUCUUCUAUUUAAUAACACAUAUUCAGAUAGUAAAAACUACCAGGCUAACAUACGAACAUACAACGCAAUAUUCUCAUUCACUUCCCCUGGAAUGAAGUUUGACACAACAUAUUCUAAAAGAGGUGGACCCCCUACUUUGAGACUGCAGGGUCAGACCUGUCAUCGAAUUGGUACACUGCUGCCAGAAACAGGGCAACCUCCGCAAUAUGCUCAAUUAUACAUCUAUGACACGGACAAUGAAGUUGAACACAGAAUAAAAUGUUUCAAGGACAACAAAGGCAUCGAGCGACCGGUUGUCAAAAAGCUCAAGAUGAUGUUAGAUCAGCACAAUGUUCAUGCCAAAGCUUUUAGAAUGGCAAGGGAUGUUUUAAGGACAAAUUCUUUCACAGAUUUAAAACUCAGGCUUAUUUCUGAUAGAUCCGAAGAUGGCCGUGUUUACAACAAACCUACUGUCUCAGAAGUGGCUGCACUCAUUGUGGGAGACAUUGAUUAUGCUGAUAAAAGGGACAUCUUAAUUCAGCGCCGCAAUGGUGGUUUGCAACGAAUAGAUGAGUUUCACCCAGCAUAUUUGGCUUGUCAGUAUCCUCUUAUAUUUCCUUAUGGGGAAGAUGGUUACAGGAAAAAUAUAAUGCACAGAUAUCGCCAUGAAACUGAGGUCACUAAGAGAAACCGUCAAAGCAUUAAGGAUUGGUUUUCUUACCGGUUACAACAACGUCGCAAAGAGGCAAAAACACUACUUUACUCAAGACGCCUAUUUCAACAAUUCUUAGUCGACGGCUAUGCUAUGAUGGAAUCCGAACGACUGAAUUGGUUGAGAGAUAAUCAGUCGAAAUUAAGAGUGGGCAAAUAUAAUAAUUUGGCCGCUCAAACUGAUUGCGAUACAAGAAAUGAACACCAAAAGCGAGGAAAACGAGUUGUUCUGCCAUCAACAUUUGUUGGUAGCAAGAGAUAUAUGGAUCAACUAUAUUUUGACGGUAUGGCCAUUUCAAGUCAAUUGGGAUUCCCUGAUUUAUUUGUUACUUUUACCUGCAACCCAAAUUGGCCUGAAAUUAAAAGAGCAUUGUCAGGCACAGGUCUACAACCCCAUGAUAGGCCAGAUAUCAUUUCAAAAGUUUUCAAAAUAAAGUUUGAUACCCUCAUGGAUGAUAUUACAAAACACCAUGUCGUGGGAAAAGUGAUUGCAUUACCAAAAUAUUACAUCGAACUAACUUUCAAUUUAAUAGAUAUGUACACCAUCGAAUUCCAAAAGCGCGGAUUGCCACAUGCUCACAUCUUGAUAUUCCUACACCCUAAGAGCAAAUACCCUACACCAUCUGACAUAGACAAGAUCAUUUCUGCUGAAAUUCCCGACCCGACUGUUCAUCCCAAUUUAUACAAAUUGGUUAGGGCACAUAUGAUGCAUGGACCAUGUGGGCUUGCUCGCAUGACCUCACAAUGUAUGAAGAAUGGACGAUGUUCUAAAUACUACCCCAAAAAGUUUAUUGAAGACACUAUUGUUGAUGUAGAGGGAUAUCCGCUUUAUAGGAGAAGAUCAAAAACCUUCACUAUUGAAAAAAAUGGCUAUGACAGAAUAACAGCAGCAGUUUCAACAAAUAGCAGUCAACCUGUUGAUGAGAUCCAACAAUAUCUCGACUGCAGAAAACCAGUUGUGGAACGUAUGUUCUAUCAUUUGGUUGGGGAGAAACCUAUAUACUAUACAGAUUAUGCACGCAUGGAAAAUGUGCUGGAAACUGCAAGUGUGACUGAAUCAAUGUUUACUGCAUGGCUGGUAGCAAAUGCUAAAUAUGAAGAGGCACAAACAUUAACUUAUGGUCAGUUUGUCUCAAAGUUUGUUUACCACAAAAAAAAGAGAGAAUGGAAACCGCGGAAAAAAGGCUUCACCAUUGGACGUCUCAUAUGGGUUCCGCCAACAACUGGUGAACUGUUUUACCUGCGCAUGAUGUUGACGGUGGCAAAAGGACCAACAACAUAUGAGGAAAUCAGGACCGUGGAUAACAUUUAG